Sorghum bicolor (sorghum) is the source of this 2468-nucleotide messenger RNA. Its product is annotated as probable Xaa-Pro aminopeptidase P. The transcript is spliced from 16 exons. Lineage: Eukaryota; Viridiplantae; Streptophyta; Magnoliopsida; Poales; Poaceae. The record is from RefSeq and is a predicted model, not a curated record. Gene Ontology annotation, molecular function: metalloaminopeptidase activity. The coding region runs from base 168 to 2090 and encodes 640 amino acids.
GGCCGACGGCUUUGCAUUGUGCGUCUCGAGGAGAUAUUAUUUUCCGUUCCGUUUCUCCCGUCAGAAACCUACUGUCCUGCAACAAACUACUCUGCUUUCGGCACCAGCCCAGCCCAGCCCCAGCGGAGGAAAGAGUGCGGAUUGCGGCGCCACCGGCGGACGAAACAAUGGCGCCGGCGAGGGACGAGCACCUGGACGCGAUUCGCGCGCUGAUGGCGGCCCACUCGCCGCCGCUCCACGCGCUGGUCGUCCCCUCCGAGGACGCCCACCAGAGCGAGUACGUGUCGGAGCAGGACAAGCGGCGGGAGUUCAUCUCCGGGUUCACAGGGAGCGCUGGCUUGGCUCUUAUUACCAUGAAAGAAGCAUUUUUGUGGACGGAUGGACGCUACUUCUUGCAGGCGACACAACAACUGAGCAAUCGUUGGAAACUUAUGCGGAUGGGAGAAGACCCACCAGUUGAAGCAUGGAUAGCUGAUAAUCUGGCUGCUGAAGCUGUCAUUGGAAUCAAUCCAUGGUGCAUCUCUGUUGAUUCGGCUCAAAGAUAUGAGCAUGCAUUUUCAAAGAAGCACCAGACUUUGUUUCAGCUUUCUUCUGACUUGGUGGAUGAAGUAUGGAAGGAUCGGCCGCUAGUUGAACCUAGGUCUGUAAUUGUACACCCAGUGGAAUUUGCAGGGCGUAGUGUACCAGAAAAGAUAAAGGAGCUAAGAGAAAAGCUUGUACAUGAAAAGGCUACUGCCAUUAUAAUAACUGCUCUUGAUGAGGUUGCUUGGCUGUACAACAUUCGAGGAGGUGAUGUGGAUUAUAGCCCAGUGGUUCACUCCUAUGCUAUUGUAACAUUACACAGUGCUUUCUUUUAUGUUGAUAAGAGAAAAGUAACUGUCGAGGUUCAGAAGUACAUGUCUGAAAAUGGCAUUGAAAUAAGAGAGUAUGAAACUGUUCAAUCUGAUGCAAGUUUGCUUGCAUCUGGCAAGCUACAAAGUUCUGUGCAUGUGGAAAAGGAUAUGAAUGAGGUGGAGAGUUCAAAAAUUUGGAUUGAUUCUGGCUCUUGUUGCCUUGCACUCUACUCAAAGUUGAGUCCACAUCAAGUUUUGACGCUGCAAUCACCAAUUGCCCUUCCAAAGGCUGUUAAGAACCCCACAGAACUGGAUGGAUUGAGGAAGGCGCAUAUUCGAGAUGGUGCCGCUGUUGUACAAUACCUUUCUUGGCUGGAUAAUCAGAUGCAGGAGAACUAUGGAGCUUCUGGUUACUUCAGUGAGAUAAAAGGGUCACAGAAAAAGGAAAAUUUAGCAACCAAACUUACUGAGGUGUCUGUGAGUGACAAACUUGAAGGCUUCCGUGCAACAAAAGAGAACUUUAAAGGUUUGAGUUUUCCUACAAUUUCAUCUGUGGGACCAAAUGCAGCAAUUAUUCACUAUAAACCUGAAGCAAGCACAUGUUCAGAAAUGGAUGCUGAUAAAAUAUAUCUUUGUGACUCUGGGGCACAGUACUUGGAUGGUACAACAGACAUUACAAGAACUGUACAUUUUGGUAAACCCUCAGAACAUGAGAAGUCAUGCUACACAGCAGUCUUGAAAGGCCACAUCGCAUUAGACAUUGCUGUGUUUCCUAAUGGGACGACAGGGCAUGCUCUUGAUAUUCUUUCACGAGCUCCACUCUGGAGAGAGGGACUUGACUAUCGGCAUGGUACAGGCCAUGGAAUUGGAUCUUAUUUGAAUGUCCAUGAAGGUCCUCAUCUAAUUAGCUUCAGACCUUCUGCUCGAAAUGUACCGUUGCAAGCAUCAAUGACUGUGACAGAUGAGCCUGGUUAUUAUGAAGAUGGGAGCUUUGGUAUAAGACUGGAGAAUGUACUUAUUUGCAAAGAGGCCAAUGCUAAAUUUAAUUUUGGAGAAAAGGGUUAUUUAGCAUUUGAACAUAUAACAUGGGCUCCUUACCAGACCAAACUGAUAGACACAGAGCUUCUGACUCCUGUUGAGAUCGACUGGGUAAACACGUACCACUCAGACUGCCGGAAGAUCUUAGAGCCUCAUCUGAACGAGCAGGAGAAGCAAUGGCUGAUGAAAGCCACUGAGCCCAUAGCUGCAAGCAGCUGAACGCUUUCGUCCAUGUUGCAUGUCGCGAUGGCAGAUCACCACCAGUCCUCUCUCUGUGCUGAUCUUCACAUCAUCAUCUGUGUGGCAUACGCUGUGCGUACAUAGAUUGCCCCCCCCCCCCUCCCCCCCCCCCCCCCCCCCCGGCUGGUUCGUUAGCUUAAAUAAUUGCGGCGAAGGAACAGGAUAGGUUAUUCUCAUAGUUGAUCUUUGCUGCGGAAGUGGAGUUUGGCUGGAAUAAAGAUAACGGCAGAAUGUUUUUUUUAUUAAGCUGAUUUGUACAGUUAUUCUUUAUAUCGAUUUGCACUGAAUGAUUGUAAAGCCCGAUAUCCAAUGGCUUCUUUGAGGCUAAAAUUUUUUAGAAAAGAGUUUUCCCCUGCU